UCGAAUCCACUUGUGGUAGUUCAUUACCGGCGAUUUGCGAUUUUGUAAUUUUCAAAAAAUUGAAAGUAGAUUUGUGAUGAAUGAAAACUGAAACAUGUUUAAAACAAAACGGGAUGUUGACAGGCAUGUCUCGCACAUACUUAACAGGAUCAGAGAGGAAAAAGAGAGAAAUUCCAGAGGAUACCAGUUUGCAAAACUAUACUACGAUGUUGCUGAUUUUGAGUCAGGGAAAAGGUACUUACAAGCUUUCCUCAGUGUACGUGAGACGGUACCACAGGCACAUAAACUGAUGGGACAGAUUAAUGAAGCACAGAAAAAUAAAAAUAAAGCCCUAGAAUCAUACAAGAGGUCCUUAGAUUUAGAUCCAGAACAAAAAGAUGUUAUACUAAAAGUUUGUGAGUUGUACAGUGACGUCAAUGUGAACGUGAGCACCGAUGUUGCAAAAAUAUGGAUUGAAAGAGGAGAGAAAUUCUUCCCGAACCACCAUAUUGUUUUCAAGUUAAAGGAGAAAGUGGUUGGUAUAGAAGGUGGGGAGGAUAAUGAGGAGCUUGAACAUCUGAUAAGUCAGGAACUGCUGAAGAACCCGAGUGAUGUCAAACUUCAUAUUAAACUUCUGCGACUGUUUAUACAGUCACGUGAAGUUGAUCGGGCGUAUGAACAUGCAAUAACAACAGAGAAAACACUGGCAUUUGUCUCGUCAAUAGACUGGUAUGAAUGUCUAGUUGAUGUCUAUCAGGUAUAUCAAGACCAGCAAGGAGGAGGGGAUGAGACUACACUGUAUGUACACAAACUAGUUGCCAUGGCAUCGCUUACAUUCUUAAGGCUCAAAUCAGAGGACAGGGAUGUGGUUGGAGCGGUCAAAGCUUUACAUUAUUUAGAUGAGGAUUUGCUUGAAGCAAAUACCCUCAGACGUAACAGCACAGAGUGGGAUAGUUUCCUCACUGAGAUGAAGGGACAGUUGUUUUAUCUAAUGGGCUUACUGCUGAUGAAAAGAGCUUUGAAGGGGCAGGUGUCCUGGAAGGAUUCAAAUUCCUUGGCAGCUGUUUGCUUCCUAAUCAGUGACUCAUUACCAGCAAUAGAUCUGAAGUCAAGCUGGUACUGUCAGGCUAAACAAGACUGGAAGAAGUUUUAUGACAGGGUUCACAUGAGUGGCUGUGAUAGGCUCAGUCAGGGGGGUCACAUGAUAUACGCUCUUCAAAGCAAACAAGACGGUCAGUUAACAAGGAAGCUGCAUCAGUUGUGUACACCGCAGGGCAAGACCAGUUUGUAUGGACUGGUGUUUACUGGCGUGGAAUUGGCAAAGAAGAAAGACGACUCAUAUUUUUAUCAGAGUGAUAUAUUUACCAAAACACAACUUGACACGCCCAGCAGAAACAUGCUGCUACAAUAUGAUGGAGUGGCAUAUAGCCUGCACAGUGGAGAUUUGAAUCACAUCGUGUGGCUGGCUCAGCAAUACUACAGCCUCAAGGAUGAUGUACAACCUGAUUAUGAACAUUUGUUUGGCUACCAGCUGUUUCAUGAUAUGAAGUACAGUGUAUUGGACCUGUCUGGUGGUGAUCCGGGAACCAUUUGUCAGAUAGAUGUGCAGGUUUUCCUGUGCGCGUGUGUGAGAUGGGCAGUGUUACAGAACAGGGACCGUAAGCGCAACCUGCACACUAUUGUAGACAAGCCAGCUCUCCUGCCUGCCUGCCUUAGUCCCCCGUCAUGUAACAAACAGCAGUGUGAAUGGUGGACAGCUGUCAAUAACAUGGAGAGAAAAACAGCAAGUGAGAAGAUGUCAAAGCUUUGGGGAGUUAUUAUGCGAGGGUUAGAGACUAUCAGACUGGUUUUACCAAAUGCCCUGUCAUUGCCUCUAGUCGUACACAUAGCAAAAACUUUGGAUGCGAGGGCACAUGAGAUAGAGUCACUAGAUGCGGAGGGUAUAGUCACACCCAAAUUGUCAGCUGUGCAGGGUCGUGCAGCUUUCUACUGGACUGCUGCUUCUGAUAUGCUAGACAGAAAAGAUAGGAACAUCGGUAUUAGAAAACCAAAAGAGCUGUUGUUUCCUGGUGACGAUAUUAUUGAUCCGGCUGUAGUGAAGGAUAUUAGAGAACAAGUGAAAUUUGCCAUGGCAGUCAUUGCAAUGAAACAGGAGAACUACAAAGAGGCGUUGAGUGCUUUUGAAAAUUUGUAUAAGCCUGAGGCUUCCCACUAUACUGGUCUGAUCUAUCGUAAACUUGCUGAGGAUGGGGAUACAAACCAGAACUCUUCAGGAAACAACCAGAACAGUCAGCAGAUAGCGUUGCUCUCCAAGUCAAAGACGGCCAUGUAUCAGGCUCUUGACAGGUUGGAAACAGAACAGAAUGAGGAGUUGAAGGAUUCUGUAAGGAGAGAUUUAGAUGAUGUUGUGUGUAAAUUGAUAUCCCUGGAGUCAGGAGGUGGUCUUGUUGACAGUAUCCUGUCCAACACGAGUCAGCAAUAUGAUACCGCUGGGUCCGGUACAGAUUCUGAUGAGGAACCAAUUAAAAAUCCAAGUCCAAGAACUCCAGUUUUACCACUUCCAUCUCAGAGUCGUGACAGGGCAAAUAUGAGCCCCACCAAAGUUGAAGUUCAACUGAGAGCCCUAGAGAUGGUAAACUCUGCCCUUUCAUCAAGACUGUCAACUCUUGAGGAGACUGUUAAAACCAACGCCAACUACAUGCAUGUCCAGAUGCAACAGCUGAGAGAAGAGAACAAGGCCCUUAAAGAUCAGAUGCAGAUUCUGUCUCUACAAGGACUGUCGGGUAUGUCGAUGAUUCGAGCCUCGGGUACACCUCAACAGCCAUCCAGGAUAAACCCCGUCAAUAUGUCCUUUGGAGGUGCUUCAAUGUACGAUUUCCCUGGUCAGAAUGGACUUCCACCACAUAUGGCGCAGUAUGGUUACUCAGCGGCAAGUCCACGUCCAGGCUCAGCCUAUGGUCAGCCCACAUACGAUGAUGGUUUUAGCCAUGUUGAUGGAGAGUUCUAUGACCCAGACAACGAUAAUGAAUUAUACGGCACUGAUCAGAACCUUAUACAAGAGUGGCCAUUUGGACAUAAAGCUGGUGUUGAGGGUAAAUCAACCAUCACCUACUCGCCCCAACAACAGCAACAGGUGCGAGGAUUGAAUCCUACAAGUGCUGGAAUGUUUGCCAAUGCUCUAAGAGGCCCAUCAAUACAGUAUGGGGCUGGGUAUCCUGCCCUGGUUCAGCAGCCGCCUUCACAAUUACCAGGGCCUGGCUACUUUUCACAAAACAGCCCACAAGUUCAGCCCUCCUCCAUGCCGACACAAGCGGGCAUGAUGCAGGGACAGUUUGGAAUGGCAACAAAACCAGGUACAGUACCGGCAAUGUCUUCAACCAUGCAGCCGGCCAUAUCCCCUGCCAUGCAGCAAAAGCCAGUUCCUGCACAGGUUGCACCUAGUAAACCGGCUGCACCUAUGAUGCCACCAAACGCAGUAAUACCCAGCCAGACAUCAGAAGCCAAGCCUUUACUGAUCCCUGGCUCGGUUGGAAUUCCAGCCGCUACUACUAGUGUAACAGGAAGUACAAAAUCUGGCACACCAAGUAAUGCAUCUGCUGCAACACAAGGCCAAGGUCAAGUUCAGCCUGGUUCUGCUUCUUCAAUUCUGAGCAGUCUGGCUGCCAAACACCAAGAUGGAACCAGUCCAGUAACACCAAAUGUCUCAACUCCACAAAAAACAGUAUUUAAAGGGUUUUCUUUCACAUCAACUCCAAAGAUAACUGAACCAAAGGUAGACGAUAAAGUAAAAGACCAGACUCCAGUAACAACUGCUGCACCCGCCCCCAAGCCAUUUAGUGGAUUUUCUUUGACACCGUCAAAGCCAACCGUUGCAUCUGCAAAAUCACCAGGUAGUGAUGCCACCCAGUCCACAGCAGGAAGUCAAGGGACUGGUUCAGUUUUCACUCUUGGACAGAAUAAAUCACCAUCAUUUGGAAGCUUGGCUGCUCAAGGUCCAACUGCAGCUGCUUUUCAAGCAUCUGGUGACCAGAAAGGAUUUGCUGGUGCUGGUAUGCCAGUAUUUGGCCAGACUCUUCCGAGACGGCACAACAUUUCAACAGGAUCAGAUGACCAUAUUGAUGAAUAUGAACCAAAUGUUGAUUUUAAACCAGUUAUACAGCUACCAGAGCUAAUUGAGGUGAAAACAGGUGAGGAAGAAGAGGAGAAAAUGUUCUGCGAGCGGGCAAAAUUAUUCCGUUUUGACAAAGAUGCCGAACAGUGGAAAGAACGAGGUAUUGGCGACAUGAAGAUUUUAAGACAUAGGGAAACAAAAACUGUUAGGAUUUUGAUGAGACGAGAACAAGUUUUGAAGUUAUGUGCAAACCACAAAUUGACUGAAAGUAUGAAACUUACGCAGAUGAGUUCGUCAGAUCGUGCUUGGGUUUGGAAUGCAACGGACUUUGCUGAAGGUGAAAUGAAACAUGAGAAAUUUGCAGUGAAGUUUAAGACUGUGGAUAUAGCAGACAACUUUAAAAAAGUAUUUGAAAAAUGUCAAGCUGGACUGCCUACAACUGAGAGUGAAGCAACCACAGAUACUACAGCUGGUAAAACUGAGACGAAGACAAAGGACAGUAAAUCUGCGGAAGGAAAAGGUGAUCUGGCUUCUAUGUUCAAGCCAAAAGCAGGGUCUUGGACAUGUAAUGGAUGUUAUGUGAAUAAUGACGGCGAAGUACUCAAAUGUCCCUGUUGUGGGACUCCUAAACCGGGUGUCAAACCAGAGGAUGUUAAGAAAGAAUCUGGCUUUGGUGGGUUUAGCGGCCUAGGCUCAGGGUUUGGAAGUAGAGGUGGUUUUAAGUUUGGAUCUCAGCCAACAGCUGCCAGCAACACAACUAAGUCAGAUUCUGCCACUGUUAAAACAGACACAAAGUCAGAGCAGAGUAAAUCUGCAGAUGGUAAAGGUGACCUGGCAUCCAUGUUCAAGCCAAAAGCAGGGUCCUGGACCUGUGAUGGAUGUUAUGUUAAUAGUGAUGGUGAAGUUCUCAAAUGUCCCUGCUGUGGUACCCUUAAACCAGGUGUCAAGCCAGAAGAUGUUAAACAGGAAUCUGGCUUUGGUGGCUUUGGCGGUUCUGGAUUUGGUGUUGGUGCCCAGACUGGUGGUGGAUUCAAGUUUGGUAGUCAGCCAUCAGAUUCAAGUAGUACAGCAAAGACUGAAUCUGGAUUUAAGUUUGGCACACAGCCAGCAGACACUAAACCUGCAACAGAGUCUGGUUUCAAAUUCGGCACACCCACCACAACCAGUGCAGUUAGUCAGCCACCAUCUGGUUUCACAUUUGGCACUCCAACGACAGUGUCCACUCAGCCAAGUAAUGCUUUCGGAGUAAAGCCAGUAGACUCUACACCUACUGCAACAACUUCAUCUGCUGGAUUUGUGUUUGGUUCAAGCUCCACCAGUCAGGCUUCUACAAGCAGCAUCUUUGGAACACCCGCUACUACAAGCAGCAUCUUUGGAACACCAGCUACUACAAGCAGCAUCUUUGGAACACCAGCUACUACAAGCAGUAUAUUUGGAAAACCAGUUACAACUAGCAGUAUAUUUGGGACACCAGUUACAGCAAGCAGUAUAUUUGGAGGGGAACCAAGCACUGCUGCUGUCAGUAGUUCUCUUUUUGGAGGGAGUAAAGAUUCCCCAGCCACCAGUAGUACCAUAUUUGGAGGGUUUGGAGGGAAACAAGAUACGUCUGUCAGUAGUACAGUAUUUGGAGGGAAUCAGUCCAGCAGUGCUGGUAAAGGUUUUGUUUUUGGUGAAUCCACAACAGAGACACCAGAUUCAACAACUCAGGAUAUUCCAGAAGACAAAACAGAAGUGAAAGAACAGACAACAGGAGCUGGAGAAAGUCUGCUUGCAAAGUUUUUGGCUAGCCCAGAUAGUUGGACUUGCAGUGGUUGUUAUGUGAGCAAUGAAGGUAUAGUCGAAAAGUGUCCAUGUUGUGGUACAGCCCGACCUGAAAACAAAGCUCCAGGUUUUUCUGCCUCUACAUUAGCUACAGCUGUACCUGCUGUGAAAGCAGACGACUCUGCUGCAGGACUUAAACCAGGGACUGCAGCAGCAGACGUAAAACAGAAACAAGAUUCUGGCAGUAAAGCUGGUUUUACAUUUGGUAUGCCUUCAGCAAAUACAGAAAAGAAGCCAGAAGGGUUCCAGUUUGGAUCACCCCAGAAAACACAAACUGAAGGAUUUAAAUUCACCUUUGCUCCUACGUCAGAUGAUGCAAAACCACAGCCAGCUGCUUCUCUUGGAUCUGGUUUCAACUUCUCUAUGAGUAUGACCCCAAUUAAAAAGCAAAGUCCAACUAAACAGACAGCUGGUGCUUCACAGAAUGUUACAGGAGUCAUGUCUCCAAAAUCCCCUGAAAUUACUGAAGAUGGUUUUUAUGUUAACAAAGAGGGUGAUGAUUCACAUAUCCAUUUUGAACCAGUAAUAGAGCUUCCAGACCAUAUUGAAGUAAAAACCGGUGAAGAAGAAGAGGAAAGGAUAUUCUCGCACCGAGCAAAAUUAUUUCGAUUUUUUAACGGUGAGUGGAAGGAGAGAGGGCUUGGGGAUGUUAAAGUUUUGUACCAUUCAGAGACAAACAAGGCUCGCAUUGUUAUGCGUAGAGAACAGAUCUUGAAAUUAUGCUGUAAUCAUUAUAUUUCUCCUGAUCUGAAUUUUAAGACCAUGCCAAACAGCCAAGGACGAGCACUUGUUUGGUAUGCAAUGGACUUUGCUGAAGGAGAACCUAAACCAGAACAGUUUUCUAUUAAAUUCAAAAAUGAGGAAAUAGCAAAGGAAUUUGAAAGUUCUGUCAAGGAAGCUCAGGAAAAGAUAAGCGGGACAAAAGUCUCAAAACCAAAAGAGCAGCAGGAUUCUAAAUCGGCGUCUGCUGUGGUAACUGUUGAAACGAUUGGUGCUGUUGGUGGAGUACCAGAAUCUCAUACUGAUGAGGCAGGUAGUGAUGAAGAUGUUAAAAUUACAAGCGUUGAAGAAGCCACUGAAGAAGAAAUUCGAAAAGCGCGUGAAUUAAUGUUACCUGAUCAUUUCUAUUUAUAUACAAGAAAACCGCCAUGUCCAGGUUGUCUUGGAUGUAAUGAUGAGCUACCAGAUUUUGAAGCUAUCAGAGGUGUUGUUGAUCAGAGUCAUGGUCUAAGUCAAACACAAGAGGAAGGCGAGGUUGAUGAUGAUGAUGAAGAUGAUGAUGAUGAUGACUAUGAAGAUGAGGAUGAUGAUGAUGAUGACGAUGAUUAUGAAGAUGAAGAAACAAAUGGUGAGGAGAAGUCUACAGAAGCAGGAGGAUUUCUUUUUGGAGGCGGAGGCUCUCAGUUCUCAUUUGCAUCACUUGCAGCAGGGGGAGGAGUUAGCUCUUUUAGUACCGAUACCAGUAAACCGUUCCAGUGGCAAGGUGCUGGGAGACAACUGUUUGGAGGUGGAGCAGGAGCAGAUGAUGCAGGAGAGGGAGGCAGUGGGGAUGAGGGGGAUGUUCAGCAGGGAGAGGAACAACACUUUGAACCUGUAGUACCUUUACCUGAGCUUAUAGAUGUGAAAACUGGUGAAGAAGAUGAAACUGUAGAAUUUUCACAUCGAGCCAAACUGUACAGGUUUGAUAAAGAUGCAAACCAGUGGAAGGAGAAAGGCGUCGGAGAAAUGAAAAUUCUUAAACAUAAAGAAACAGGAAAGUACCGACUGUUGUUACGGAGGGAGCAGGUUCACAAGCUUGCCUGUAACCACCUGCUCACCCCAGAUAUCAGUGUUACACCUAUGAACACAUCAGAGACAGCUUGGUGUUGGACUGCACAAGAUUACUCGGAAGGGGAAUGCAAAGUCGAACAACUGGCUGUAAAGUUCAAGACGAUUGAUCUGGCAAAAGAAUUCAAGCAGAAAGUGGAUGAAGUACAGGCAUUGCAACAAGAAGAAUCCUAGUGACUUAGUUUGAAAUUAUUAACAGUGUAGUGAAACUGGUGGAAAAAUUGUUGGAAUGUUAUCCAAUUAAGUGUUUCUAUAGUACACACAAAUUGUUGAAAUUGAAUCCAAUUAAGGAAGUCUAUAGUACAUGCAAAUUGUUGAAACUGAAUCCAGUUAAGAAAGUCUAUAGUACAUGCAAAUUGUUGAAAUUGAAUCCAAUUAAGAGUCUAUAGUACAUGCAAAUUUUGAAAUUGAAUCCAGUUAAGGAAUUCUAUAGUACAGGCAAGUUGUUGAAAUUGAAUCCAAUUAAGGAAGUCUAUAGUACAUGCAAAUUUUUUAAAUUGAAUCCAAUUAAGGAACUCUGUAGUACAUGCAAAUUGUUGUAAUUGAAUCCAGCUAAGUAUUUCUGUAGUACAUGCAAAUUGUUAAAAUUGAGUCUAACUUAAAUUUCUAUUUUACAUGAAAGUCAUCAGUUGAACAUGGAAUACUGUGUUAAAAAAUAUGCAGCUGUUUGAGCCAAGUCUUGGUAUGCAGAUAACACAGUAUGGUGACUAUUUGUUUACUUUUUCCUGUUUUGUAAACAAUUCUUAAAAGGUGGAGACAGAAGUUACAUUUCUGCUAAAGAGAAAUAAUGCUUUUUGUUACACAAAUAAUUGUAAAAUGAAUUUAAAGCUAAUGACUCACAGUUGGGGUAAAAAAAAUAUUCAACAUGAUCAUUUCCACCAAGUUUGGCAUUCUAAGAAUGAAUGUCUGACAGUGAAAAAUGAUAAAGUGAACCGGGUAUUUGUUAAAAGAAAAAUGUAAAUUUUCUAAUUUUAAAAGCGUGGUAGUGGAUUACUCACUUCUGCACAAUAUAUUUGGUAAUUUAUUACAAUAUUUUGCAAAAUUCAUGUGUCUGUAAGUCUGAACCACUUGUCACUUUCACAGCACCCACAUUUUAGCGAUUUUUGAGAGAAAACAUUUUCACCUAAAAAAUGUGAAUGCGACACUGUUAUACUACAUAUUGUGCAAAAUGCUAUACCAUUUUUUUUGCAGGCUAUUUAUAUGAUUUCUUUUGUACCUGUAAAGGCUUUUAAAACAACAUGAUCUAAAUGUUGACUACUUUGCAGUAUUCUAUACUUACCCUGUCUAAAAUAUCUAGUCCUUGGGGAAAUCUGCAAAUCAUAGUAUUUACUGGGGAGGCAGACUCUAAAAGUUCUGUGUUAUGAUUCCCUAAGUUGAUUUGAAUAACAGAAAUCUUUACCAAAUUCAGUAUAAAUUUAAUUUGUAUUUAAAGCAUUUACAGUAGCUGGUUUAGAUUGUUACAAUGUAGACAAUGAGGGACUGCUAAAACAGUGCUAGCGUUUAUGUUAUGUUUGAAAUUUUUGUCAACUGUUUGAAUGAAUCAAUUGUAAAUUUAUAUGAAGGUCUUUCAGUUGAUAUUGAUGUGCUAUUAUUGAAUUGAAACUAUGUUUAAUACAGUGCUGUUUCUUCUCUGAAAUGCUACAACGUAUGUCUGCACAUUUUCCUGAAAAAAUUAACCAUUAUUUAUACAAUAUGUAUUCAUAUUAUUGUUGCAGUGUAAGAAAUUGCUAAGUACUUCUUUAUGUUAAUGCACUGUCUCUUUUUUUGUACUGAAGUGAUGAUAAAUAUUCAGCUCUUUCCAUAGUUAUAGACUUUUACUUACACCCUCUCACCUACUUCUCUAUGUGGCUAUGUGAGUUUCGUGAAGUCUCUCUGGCUGGCUGGCUGGGUGUAGUGAAGUCUUUCUCUGGCAGAGGGUCGUGAAUGACUGAGUGUCAUGAAGUCUGUCUGGCUAGGUGUCGUGAAGUUUCUGUCUGGUUGAAUGUCGUGAAUAGCUGAGAAUCUUGAAGUCUCUGGCUGGCUGAGUGUCAUGAAUGACUGAUAGUAGUGAAGUCUAUAUCUGGCUGAGUGUCGUGAAUAGCUGACUGAAGUGAAGUCUCUGUCUGGCUGAGUGUCGUGAAUGACUGAGUGUAGUGAAGUCUAUGUCUGGCUGAAUGUCGUUAAUGACUGAGUGAAGCGAAGUCUAUGUGACUAUGUCUGGCUGUGUGUUGUGAAUAGCUGAGUGUAGUGAAGUCUAUGUCUGGCUGAGUGUCGUGAAUGACUGUAGUGAAGCGAAGUCUAUGUCUGGCUGUGUGUCGUGAAUGACUGAGUGAAGCGAAGUCUGUCUGGCUGAGUGUCGUGAAUAGCUGAGUGUAGUGAAGUCUAUGUCUGGCUGAGUGUCGUGAAUGACUGAGUGAAGCGAAGUCUAUGUCUGGCUGAGUGUCGUGAAUGACUGAGUGAAGCGAAGUCUAUGUCUGGCUGAGUGUCGUUAAUGACUGAGUGAAGCGAAGUCUAUGUGACUAUGUCUGGCUGUGUGUCGUGAAUAGCUGAGUGUAGUGAAGUCUAUGUCUGGCUGAAUGUCGUUAAUGACUGAGUGAAGCGAAUUCUAUGUCUGGCUGUGUGUCGUGAAUGACUGUAGUGAAGUCUGUAGUAAAGUCUUUGUCUAGCUGAGUGUGGUGAAGUCUGACUGAGUGUUGUGAAGUAAGUCUUAAAGGGGCAAACCUCAGAUUUACGUCAUUGUUUUUGAAUUUUAGAUAUGGCUCAACAUUUGUUACUGGUAACAAAAAUACUAGGGUAUGUAGCAACCACCAAAUUUAGGCCAUAUAUGUUGAAUUUAGAAAGUGCUUUCAUUAUAAUAGUUCAGUGGGUUCAAAACUGUGUUUAUUUAUAAAAACACACUGUAAGAUAUCUAGGAAAGUUAGACAGGAAGUCUGUAAAAUUGUUUGUGAAAGUUAGUCUAGAAAAACUUUUUGUGACCUACAAAAAGGGAUAUAGCAGUACUUGUAUUAUACUCGUGAAAUAUCAAUCUUUUUCAUAUUUCAUUUAAGUUCUUUUUCCUUUAAAAAAAGUGAAAAGUUGACGCAUCUUGAGUCAUGUCCCUUUAAAUAUAUUUGUGCACUAAUGGCACUGUUUAUGUGUCUGUGUUAAUAAAUUCUGUGCUGUUAUCUAUUUCCUGGAUAAAAUAAUCUUUAUUCUCUCUGCUGUUCUUUCAUUUUCUCAGUAUUAAUGUAUAGAAAUAUCUUCUAUUGUCUAGUUAGAUUAUUUUGAAACCAAGUUUUGAUGACAAAAUUCAGUUCAUGAAGUGUACCUUUUUGUCCUAUUCUAAAUGCUGACACCCUUGCCUAAAUGCAGCUAUGUCAUUUUCAUCUUGAUUAAUUAUAUAUUACCUCUGUUUUAAGUACGUUGUUUCUUUUCAAUCUAAAACUUGUGGAAACUUGGAUGAAUAUUCAAUAAAACACAAAGUGGAAGUUAUAA
This is a messenger RNA of Mercenaria mercenaria, 11191 nucleotides long. Its product is annotated as E3 SUMO-protein ligase RanBP2-like. Gene Ontology annotation, molecular function: GTPase activator activity; protein binding. Bases 95 to 7912 code for a protein of 2605 amino acids. The transcript has 28 exons. NCBI's taxonomy places the organism in Eukaryota, Metazoa, Mollusca, Bivalvia, Venerida, Veneridae. Gene Ontology annotation, biological process: intracellular transport. The record is from RefSeq and is a predicted model, not a curated record. Gene Ontology annotation, cellular component: nuclear pore; cytoplasm.